AUGGCACAAACAGGUAUAAAAGCGAUUUUGAUUGAUCAAAAGCCACAAAGAACCCAGUAUGGACAUGCAGAUGGUGUUGAGAGCCGAACCUUUGAGAUACUCGAUAGCUUUGGGUUGAGUGAUAACAUAUGGAAGAAUGCAAAUCGCACAAUCGACCUGUCUAUCUGGAAUGACUGCGAACCAGGCGGUAUUCGGCGUCGAUCCUUGAUGAACAACUGUAAUCCAGAUCUCUCUAGAUUCCAAGAAGCGACUUUGGGCCAAGGUCAGAUUGAGCAAAACUUUCUUGAUUUCCUUGAAGCCUCCAAUUCUGUUGAAGUUAAAUGGAAUACAAAUCCAUUGAACUUGACUGUCUCUGAGGGAUCAAAUUAUCCUGUUCGGGUUAAUGCUCAAAAACGCGAAUCUGACACCCAGACAACACACUGUACCAUCAAUGCCAAAUAUCUUCUUGGGUGUGAUGGCGCACACAGCUGGGUGCGAGCUGCCCUUGGUCUUCAGCUUGAUGGGGCCCAGAUGGAUGAAAAAUGGGGAGUCAUUGACUCUAUUCCACUCACAGACUUUCCCGACAUUCGCAAGCGGUGCAUUGUGAAAUCCGAGGCUGGUCAUCUGAUGAUCAUUCCCCGAGAGAGAAGGCUAGUUCGAUUUUAUGUUCAGUUGACGCAUGAAGACGCUGCAGCGCUCAAAAAGGGUAUGGAUUCAACAAGGCUGGUAGAUAUUGUGAGAAGGAUUAUGAGGCCUUACAAGUUUGAAGUGUCAAGUGUUGAAUGGUCAACAAUAUACUCGGUGUGUUUUUUCCUCAUAUGA
This is a messenger RNA of Penicillium brevicompactum, 801 nucleotides long. RefSeq lists its product as uncharacterized. Bases 1 to 801 code for a protein of 266 amino acids. The record is from RefSeq and is a predicted model, not a curated record. NCBI's taxonomy places the organism in Eukaryota, Fungi, Ascomycota, Eurotiomycetes, Eurotiales, Aspergillaceae. Gene Ontology annotation, molecular function: FAD binding. The transcript has 4 exons.